Messenger RNA from Solanum pennellii, 411 nucleotides. Its product is annotated as DEAD-box ATP-dependent RNA helicase 8-like. Gene Ontology annotation, biological process: cytoplasmic stress granule assembly; P-body assembly. The coding region runs from base 1 to 411 and encodes 136 amino acids. The record is from RefSeq and is a predicted model, not a curated record. Gene Ontology annotation, molecular function: mRNA binding. Gene Ontology annotation, cellular component: P-body; cytoplasmic stress granule. The transcript is spliced from 4 exons. Lineage: Eukaryota; Viridiplantae; Streptophyta; Magnoliopsida; Solanales; Solanaceae.
AUGGUAACAAGGUACUCGAAACUCGAAAGUCAGAAUAAUUUUGAUCAUCCCAUAACAUAUGAUUCUGAUUUUGAUUAUUCGAGGGUUCAAGAUGGAUUCUUAAGGUGUGUGCUUCAUUCUCUUGAGCUUCCUCAUCCUGAAGUUUUUCAUCUAUAUUUGUUUACUAGAGGAAUUGAUAUUCAAGCAGUUAACGUUGUUAUCAAUUCUGAUUUCCCUAAGAACUCAGAAACGUAUUUGCACAGGGUUGGACGAUUAGGGAGAUUUGUGAAGCUUGGUUUAGCUGUUAGCAUGAUCAUUAAGCUCUAUGUGUUGAUUUCUGCUACUACUAAUAGUAUCUAUCUGACUGUGAGAUAUAGAAUUGAACAAGAACUAGGAAUAGAAAUCAAGAAAAUCCCUUCACAGAUAGAUUAA